AUGGGAGGUCUGCUAGGAACCACAUCACGGUCAGAAUCAGAAAACAACUACUUUGGUAAAUUUACGAACCACCACUGCAGCUUGGUAGAAUUUGUGGCACAAUACAAUAGUGCCAUUGGAGAACAGAGGCAUAGACAAUCAAAACUCAACGCAGAAAAUGGAGGUUCGUGCCGUGAAACUAAAACCCCUUUGAGUAUUGAAAAGCACGGUGCUAGAGUUUACACCGUAAAUAUAUUCUAUGAAUUCCAACAAGAGGUAUGGGAUGCCAGUUUCAACUGCCACAUCACCGACAAAAAUAACGUAGGAGACACAUGGACUUACCAAGUGGAAGAAACUGGUGGAAGAAUGUUUGAAGUAACAGAAAUCCCAAGCACGAAGCAAGUUGAGUGUGCAUGCAAGAAAUUCAACCCUGUCGGUAUACUGUGCAAGCAUGUGCUACAAGUUAUGAAGACAAAAGGGUAUGAAAAAAUCCCCCAACAGUAUAUCGUCCCACGAUGGACACGAGACGCAUGUGCACAACCAAUAUACGAUGUCCCAUGGGCAAAAAGAACAAAAAUACCCAAGGCAAAAUGA
Ipomoea nil (Japanese morning glory) is the source of this 573-nucleotide messenger RNA. Its product is annotated as protein FAR-RED ELONGATED HYPOCOTYL 3-like. Gene Ontology annotation, biological process: regulation of DNA-templated transcription. The record is from RefSeq and is a predicted model, not a curated record. Bases 1 to 573 code for a protein of 190 amino acids. The transcript has a single exon. NCBI's taxonomy places the organism in Eukaryota, Viridiplantae, Streptophyta, Magnoliopsida, Solanales, Convolvulaceae. Gene Ontology annotation, molecular function: zinc ion binding.